CGGUCUGUCUUUACAGUCCUCCUGCUUUCACCAAAGGUAAGGUACCUUAAGGUACCCAUAUAGGAGCGUGUGUACCGUUGACUUGGGUCUUCAAGCAACACGUACUCCGUACCUUACUUGAGGAAUACGAGUGAAGGGAGUAACUUGCUCUCCUCGUCAGUGACACACGACUUCCGCCGCCUUUGACUCACCUUCUCGCCUCGUCCACAUGUUGUCCAAUCUUUCUCUCCUCCCUUACCUUACCGUAGGUUAAUAACAGCACCAGCAACAACAGCAGAAAUUCACCAUGUCGUCGUCCACGAAACUUACCGGCCAGGCCCUCCUCUCUCAUACCAUACAGACGACCCCAAUCAUCGACCACCAUGCUCAUCCCAUCUUACAACCAGACUCCGUCCCCCGCUAUCCCCUGCUCUCCAUUACCACCGAGGCGAAUGGGGACGCUAUUCAUGCCUCCCUCACCAGUCUCUCUCAUCUCCGCGCCGUCAAGCAGCUGGCCAAGGUCCUCCAAUGCGCCCCGACCUGGGAGUCCGUAGUGAACGCCAUUGAGCAGAGACGCCUUCAUGACUACGACCAAUGGGUCCGCCAAUGCCUGGCCGGCAUCGAGACCAUCUUGGUCGAUGACGGCCUCGUACCGAGCGACGAUGAGUACGAGCUUUACCCGUACGACUACUUUGAUGGCCUCGUCCCGACCCCGGCCACGAGGGUUUUACGCCUUGAGAAGAUCGCCGCCGACAUCAUCAACGCCCACUGUCCCGAGCAGGUCUCUGGUCGGAAGACCACCGAGGACGUGGCCAAGGCCUUCGAUGAGGUCAUCGAGGAGUUCGACAUGACCAUUCUGAGGGCCAUCUCGAAACCAGAAAUCGUCGCCUUCAAGUCCGUCAUCUGCUACCGCACGGGUCUCGCCAUAUCUCGCAAGCCCGAUGCCGCCGCUGCCAGGGCCGACUUUGACAACAUCUACCGUACCCACACCCAGGGCACCGACAAGGAAUUCACCCGGCUCGAACACCGCGGUCUCAACGAGUUUCUCGUCCACAGACUGGCUUCCAUUAUCCAGAACGCCGAGGGCCUACACAAGAAACCCAUCCAGUUCCAUACCGGCCUAGGCGAUAACGACAUUACCCUCUCGAAAGCUUCGCCCGCCCACCUGCAAGACUUCAUCCGGGAGUAUCCCACCGUCCCUAUUGUUCUCCUCCACGCGAGCUACCCUUAUACCCGUGAGGCAGGCUAUCUUGCCUCUGUCUAUGCCAACGUCUAUGCCGAUAUUGGCGAGAUCUUCCCCUGUCUGAGCCAAGAUGGCCAGGAGACCGCCCUCCGUCAAAUCCUCGAGCUCUGUCCCUGGUCCAAGAUUCUGUGGAGUACCGACGGUCACUAUUUCCCCGAGACCUACUUGUUGGCCGUUCUCCAGAUCAGGGAGGCUUUGGGAAAGGUCCUGGGUGAAUACGCUCGUAAACAUCACAUCACUUGGCACGAGGCUAGCGAGCUCGUCCGCCGUGUUCUCUUCCUCAACGCCAACCAUCUUUACAGUCUCGGCCUGCCCCUGCGGUCACUCGAUGAUUCCGGCAACCACCUCCACCUCCGAAAUACCACCGGCGCCAGCGAUCUGGAAACCCUGGAAGCCUUCCUUGAAGGGAAGCCUGAGCCGUAUUUCCUCCGCAUCUACUGGAACGACCUCACCGCCAUGCCGAGGUUGCGAGCCAUCCCCUUACAACGCGUCUUGUCCGACCUACGAGAAGACGAUAACUUCUCCGUCGGCAUCACCAAGGCGUCGCUAGGCCUUCUUCAGAACGAUGUCAUUAUCCCGGGCGUUGCGGCCACUGGGGAAUACCGUCUCCAUCCCGACUUCUCAUCCUUGGUCGUGGGACCCAGUCCCCGACACGUAACCACCUUCGGUGACUUCCGCGAGCAAGACGGUUCACACGUACCUCUGUGCCCGCGUUCGCUCUUACAGCGCCUCCUCGACCUGGCCUCUCGGCAACGUCUAACCUUCCAAGUGGGCUUUGAGAUUGAGCUCGUGCUCUUCCAGCGGGUGAGGGAGGAUGUCACGGCCCAGCAGACCUACGCCGUGAUCGACAACGACGGCCACGCCUGGUCCGUCUCCCGGAUGAUGGACCACCCACUCGUCGAGCAGGUCAUCGAGCCCGCCAUCGCAGCCCUCGCCGACCAGGGCAUUCUUGUCGAGCAGUUCCACCCGGAGAGCGCCCCUGGCCAAUUUGAGAUCGUCCUACCCAGCUAUCCGCCUCUUCAGGCCGUCGAUACCCUCAUCCAUGCCCGCAACGUCAUCUCGGGCUUCGCCAAUCAAGCAGGCGUGAGAAUGUCUCUCCACCCGAAGCCCUUCGCCACCACCUGCGGCAACGCCUCCCACGCCCACAUUUCCAUAACUUCCCCCGGAGGGGACCGUCCGGAGACGUACGAACCCUUCUACGCCGGCAUCCUGCGUCAUCUCCCGGCCGUCUGCGCCUUCACAUACAGCAACCCGGCGAGCUACGAUCGGCUCCGAGACAGCACGUGGGCCGGCGGCCGUUGGGUCGCAUGGGGUACGCAGAACCGCGAGACGCCCCUGCGCAAGGUCGAGGGGAGUCAUUGGGAGGUCAAGUGCAUCGACGGCUUGGCCAACCCUUACCUUGCUCUGUCUGCCGUCCUGGGUGCGGGCUUGCUGGGCGUACAGGACGAGGAGCGUCUCGUAUGGGGAGAUUGCGAGGUCGACCCUGCCACCCUGACGGACAACGAUCGAGCAGAACUCAACGUCGAGAGAUUGCUGCCGCCUUCCCUGGAGGUGGCACUCGGCGAGCUGGGGCGGGACGAAGAACUGGCAGCGCUGUUAGGAGAGGAGCUGGUGGAAAGAUAUGCCGCAAUCAAGGAGGCGGAGAUUAGCUUUCUCGCGACACUGUCGGCGGAAGACCGUCGACAGUGGAUCCUUGCGCGGUACUAAAAUGAUGACACACAGCUGAUGGAUAGCUAGAUUGGACACCUUUGAUCUUGGGUGGAAAAAGAGCUGAUUCUUUUUUUUUUUAUGGUAUUGGGUCACACUUAAAUUUCUGUGGCUGGUAUGGGACGGAGAAAGCUUGAAAUAUGAAAUGAGACGCCAAGGCCAAGGACAGAG
Molecule: messenger RNA, 3100 nt
Organism: Sodiomyces alkalinus F11
Lineage: Eukaryota; Fungi; Ascomycota; Sordariomycetes; Glomerellales; Plectosphaerellaceae
Product: glutamine synthetase
Exons: 1
Coding region: 287-2929 (880 amino acids)
Molecular function (GO): glutamine synthetase activity; hydrolase activity
Source: RefSeq, a predicted model, not a curated record